This is a messenger RNA of Lolium rigidum, 1482 nucleotides long. Its product is annotated as nicotianamine aminotransferase 1-like. The coding region runs from base 21 to 1289 and encodes 422 amino acids. The record is from RefSeq and is a predicted model, not a curated record. Gene Ontology annotation, molecular function: pyridoxal phosphate binding; transaminase activity. Lineage: Eukaryota; Viridiplantae; Streptophyta; Magnoliopsida; Poales; Poaceae. Gene Ontology annotation, biological process: amino acid metabolic process; biosynthetic process. The transcript has 6 exons.
CCACUAAUCAUCAGCCGCCCAUGGAGAACGGCGGGGAAGCGGCAAAGUGGCGCUUCGGGGCGGCGAACCCGGCGCUCGAUGCGGCUGGCCGGCACAACAUCCGCUCCCUCGUGCACGACCUCUAUGACUGCCUUGACAAGACUGACCCGCGCCACGUCGUGCCGCUUGGCCACGGCGACCCCUCGGUGUUCGCGUGCUUCCGCACGGCGGCCGCCGCCGAGGAGGCCGUCGUCGCCGCGGCGCUGUCAGGCAAGCACAACAACUACGCCCGUGCCGCCGGCGUCGAGGAGGCGCGCAGCGCCGUCGCCGCGUACCUGUCCCGCGACCUCCCCUACGAGGUCACGGCGGCCGACGUCGUCAUCACCUCCGGCUGCAACCACGCCAUCGAGGUCAUGAUGACCGUGCUGGCGGCGCCCGGCGCCAACGUGCUGCUGCCGCGGCCCGGGUUCCCCAUGUACGAGUCGCGCGCCGCCCUGUGCGGCCUCGAGUUCCGGCACUUCGACCUCCUGCCGGACAAGGGCUGGGAGGUCGACCUCCCCGGCGUGGAGGCCCUCGCCGACGAGAACACCGUCGCCAUGGUCAUUGUUAAUCCCAACAACCCAUGUGGGUGCGUCUACUCCUACGACCACUUGGCCAAGAUUGCAGAGACCGCAAGGAAGCUCGGGAUCCUAGUCAUCAGUGAUGAAGUGUACGGCCACUGCGUCUUUGGGAGCAAGCCGUUCGUGCCGAUGGGUGUGUUUGGGGCGACAGCUCCGGUGGUCACCAUGGGAGGCAUCUCCAAGAGGUGGAUGGUGCCUGGUUGGCGACUUGGCUGGAUUGCAGCAACCGAUCCCAAAGGAAUCCUCAAGAACAAGAAGAUUAUCGAGGCCGUAAUAGGCUACCGUGCCAUCUCCGUAGACCCUGCGACAUUUGUUCAGGGAGCUCUACCCCAAAUCAUCGCCAACACGGACAAAGCCUUCUUCGAGAACGCCAUGAACGUGUUGCGAGAGGCGGCGGAGAUAUGCUACCAGAAGCUCAAGGAGAUCGAGUGCGUCACUUGUCCUCACAAACCGGAGGGGUCCAUGUUCGUCAUGGUGAAGCUGGACCUGUCCUGCUUAGAUGGCAUCCAUGAUGACGUCGACUUCUGCAGCAAGGUUGCCAGCGAGGAAUCCGUGCUAAUUUGCCCAGGGAGUGGGCUAGGAAUGAAGAAUUGGCUCCGUAUUACAUUUGCAGUUGAUCCAACCCUUCUUGAGGAUGGCCUGGAGAGGGUUAAGUCCUUCUGCAAAAGAUAUGGCAAACCAAGGAGGUGAACUAAUAUAUUCAUAUGGAUUGGGUCCUCCAAAAUAAAGUUUGAUUGUGCAUGUGUAACUUGCGUUGCAUAUGAGAAAAAUCAAACUCAGAUGAAUGUAAUAGUUAAUGAACUUGCACAUUUUUUAAGGUACCGCUUAGAACAAGAAAUUGAUCCUACAUUCUUUUGAAUCAUGUAGUGCUAGCUGUUUUUUA